Molecule: messenger RNA, 1667 nt
Organism: Thalassophryne amazonica
Lineage: Eukaryota; Metazoa; Chordata; Actinopteri; Batrachoidiformes; Batrachoididae
Product: radial spoke head protein 4 homolog A-like
Exons: 9
Coding region: 122-1639 (505 amino acids)
Biological process (GO): cilium movement involved in cell motility; cilium assembly; axoneme assembly
Cellular component (GO): radial spoke; axoneme
Source: RefSeq, a predicted model, not a curated record
UACCCAUAAUGCAUCAGGUGUUCUGCAGCUUUCUGUUUUGAGGUGGAGAGACAAAAAUAUCAACCAAUUUUGGCAGCGUGCCACUUACUCAGAAUCACAAGGCUUCUGCUUGCACCCCUGGAUGUGUCUGCUAAAAGCUGAAGAAAUGGAGCACAGUGAUGCAGUAUCUUCUUUCAAAGCAAACAUGCUGACAAACAGCGCUAAAAGCAACCUCAAUCUCUAUGAUCACCUGACAUGUGUGCUGAUGAAGGUGCUGGAUGAGUGUCCAGAAAAUGCUGUGGAUGUGAUUGAGGAUGUGAGCCUCGAGGUGAAGCGAAGUUUAUUUAAUGACAGUCACCAAAACUUCCAAGAGUUUCCACAGUCAACUGAUGCUGAGCUUUUGGCUGAAAAGCAGCGCUUGCUGUAUUCUCAGGGAGAGGAUGAUGACAGAGAGGAGAAACUGGAUACACUUCCUCCUAAUGUGAGUGAGAUGAGUUACUACCUGGAACGGGCCGGCGUGGGCCUUGGCAAAGAAGAGAUGCAGAGGAUCACCCUGGCACUUCAUCAGCUGGUAGAGUCUAAGAUGCUGUACACCUGUCGACUGUGGGGAAAGAUUCUUGGCACAGAAAGCAGCUACAUUAUCGCUGAGGCAGAAUACACAGAGGAGCAAGGGGCAUGGAAAUCAGAUGACACCGAUGAUGAUGAGCAAGAGGAAAAGACUGAGGAGAAUAAGGUGGAGAAGCAGCAGAAAACUGAUCUGCUUCCCAAAUCAACCUAUAAGCCCCCACUGGUGGUGCCAAAUGAGGCUUUCGGAAGCGGUGGCAACAAGUUUGUUUACUAUGUGUGCAAAGAGCCUGGAUUUCCCUGGGUUAAGCUCCCUCCAGUCACUCCAGCACAGAUUUGUGCAGCUCGCCAGAUCCACAAGUUCUUCACAGGAAGACUGGAUGCUCGAGUUAUCAGCUACCCACCUUUCCCUGGGAAUGAAACCAACUACCUUCGAGCACAGAUUGCCUGGAUCUCAGCCGGCACACAGGUGUGCCCUCAGGGGUUCUACCAGAUGAUUGAAGGGGAAGAAGAUGAGGAACCUCAUGAGGACUAUGAAGUGAACCCUGACUUUGAGAGUAUUCCAACUGCUGAAAUGGUUCAAAGUAUGUCAAACUGGGUGCAUCAUGUUAGCCACAUCUUGUCACAGGGCCGUUGUACCUGGGUUAAUGUUUUAAAGCCAGGAGAGGUCAAUGAUUCUUUAGAUGAAGAGGAUGAGAAACAGGAAGAUGAGGAAGAAGUAGGACCUCCUCUGCUCACUCCUCUCUCCCAAGAUGCAAACUUGUAUAACACCACACCUUGGAGCUCCAGGCUGUCAUCCAGCCUGAGUCCUCAGCAUGCCUUUGCUGUGCUGCGCUCUAACUUGUGGCCAGGAGCAUUUGCAUACGCUGAUGGAAAGAAGUUUGAGAACAUCUACAUUGGAUGGGGUGUGAAGAAUGUAGGUGAAGGCUACAGCCCUCCGGUUCCCUCACCGCCUCAGGAAAGCUACCUCAGUGAGCCUGGGGUCACCGAGGCCCAGGACCCCAGUGUGGAGGAAGAGCAGGCUCUGAAAGAAGCCUUAGAGGAGAAAGAUGCACAGGAGACAGAAGAGUCCGACGAGGAUGAGUACGAUAACUGAGCAGCAACACAGUCAUGUCUUACAGUCC